Molecule: messenger RNA, 1296 nt
Organism: Mytilinidion resinicola
Lineage: Eukaryota; Fungi; Ascomycota; Dothideomycetes; Mytilinidiales; Mytilinidiaceae
Exons: 3
Coding region: 243-1151 (302 amino acids)
Source: RefSeq, a predicted model, not a curated record
AGCUCCUUCACCACAACAGCACCCAGUCCAUUGGAAGGGCACAGAACGAUCGAAACCAACGAAAUACAGGACCAAUUCUGAACGAUUCGCUCGUAUCGGAUUCGUCAUGAAACGCGUCGUCUUCGCUUGGUCUGAGGCCUCAACGUUUACUUUCGCCAGGCUCCAGCAUAAUGAGCAUAUAUUAGGGCCUCGAUCACCGCUAGGUCCCGAGUGCUUCGUUGUAAUAUCCUUAUACCAGAACCAUGCCUCUUGCUCCUUUGGAUCGCCUGCCCACGGAGAUUUUGGAGGAAAUCUUCAAACUUUCCCUCUGGAGUCUUGACCUUCCACUGGCCUCUCCCCAUCUCGCAUCGAAGCUCGCCUCGAAUCAUUGCUAUCUAGGAGUAUGCUCGGCAUAUCUCUCUGCACCGAUUGGGGAUCGUAUUCUACAGACAAAGAUUCAAUCUCGCAUAUUCGCCUGCAGGUUUAUGACGUGGGAGUUCUUCAAGACAUUUAUCACAAGGUCCUACGAAGAGGCUGGCUGCGUUUGUGGUAAUGACGGCUGCUGGAGGCCUAUAUGGCCGCCUGCUUUCUCAGACCCUGCCUCAAUGCAGUUCACUAUGGGACAUCUGCCCCAAUUGAGCUACAUAAAGUGUCGAAUUCCCAUGAAACUUUUACAUGGGCCUUGGACGGAAGAGAGAACCCAGUUCCUUCGGUUUCUUAUUGAAACCAGUUCAAUGACGGUUGACUGGGCUGAUAAAGAGACACGCCGACUUGCUGUGCAAGGCAAAAAGGAGGCGAUUCUUACGAGAAACCACAACGUGGUAGAUCUUUUCAACCAUAACCGUCGUCUUGGAAAGCCACCUAGCCUAGACCUAGUACAGUUUGCGGUGUUAGAAGGUGGCUGUGAUAGGACCAUUGUGUUUGAUAUCAUGAAUACAGCUCGUACCUGGGGUUUCCGGCACUGGGCAAGUGAUGUGCUCGACGACUGGGUAAAGAAAGCGGUGAAAGAGGGCAAUCCGAAGGGUGCUUGGCUUAGGGUGAAAUUGGAAGAACUAAGGAGUGGUAAGGCUCUGACUAGCCAUGCCGGCAACUAUGAGAUGGAAGGUGAUGUUCUACAAGUAAGGGAUAAUGGAGGAAGUCGAGUCAAUGAGGUGCGGAGUCGAGUUAGGUAAAGCCACAGCAUAAGAUAUUAUCUCGUCUUGAAAUAUUGUUUUGCUGACCUCCAAAUCUCAAAUCUGUGCUUCUUCCACUUCCACGUCAUUGACAUUGUCGUCUGCGCCCUCAUUCUCGCUCUCAUUGGUGAGGUGAAACCCACGG